Molecule: messenger RNA, 1270 nt
Organism: Paralichthys olivaceus (Japanese flounder)
Lineage: Eukaryota; Metazoa; Chordata; Actinopteri; Pleuronectiformes; Paralichthyidae
Source: RefSeq, a predicted model, not a curated record
AUGAGACGUGAAGGAAAGGAAGAAGGAAACAGUAGACGGAGGAAGAGAAGCCUGUUUCGCCACCUGCUGGUCAUCAGUGAAAACUACAGUUUGAGUGCUGCACCUGAAAGAUCACAGAGCAGAGUUUCCACCUGCUGCCGGCUGCACGUUGACGACCAUCAGCAGGUAAACAGACGCAGGGAGCAGCAGCUGUCAUGAAGGAGUUGGUGUUCCUCCUGCUCGUGGUGACCGAGGUGACCUCCAGGACUCGCAGCAGCUGGUGUGAGCGGGGCUGCGACUGUCGAGGAGAUCUCAAGUUCACCAUCUGCUCUCGGGCCCUCUUCACUCAGCUGCCCGGCAGAGUGGCCCCCGGCACGGAGCUCCUGGACCUGUCCGACAACAACAUCUCCGUCAUCCCAGAGCGCUCCUUCAGCAAGACCCGCAAGCUCCGCGUCCUCCUGCUGCAGAACAACAACAUCAGCGUGGUGGAGGACGGAGGCUUCUCGCAGCUGGAGUUCCUGCAGAAACUGGACCUGAGCUGGAACCAGAUCUCCACCCUGACGGAGGGGUUUUCCAUCGGCCUGGCUUCGCUUCGGGAGCUACUCCUCACCCACAACCGCCUGACGAGCCUGGACAGCCUCAGCUUUGUGCACCUGGACAGCCUCCAGAGGUUAAACCUGACCAGCAACGCUAUCUACACCAUCCAGGUGAGGUCCUUCUCCUCCAUGAGCAGCCUGCGGCAGCUCCACCUGAAUGGCAACCGGCUGGCAUCUCUGCGGAAUGGCAUCUUCUCCAUGCUGCGCUCCCUGGAGCUCCUCAACCUGGCCGGGAACCACAUCAGCGAGAUGGAGAUGUUUGUCUUUAAGCCGCUCGUCAGCAUGACUCUGCUCAACCUGGCCAACAACCACCUGUCCACGCUCUCCUUCAAGACGUUCCAGAGCAUCCACACCUACAGUACCCACAUCCUGCUGGAGGGGAACCCCUGGAACUGCGACUGUGACCUGCAGAGACUCUUCCGGAAGCUGCGCAGCAUCCAGAGGCUCUUCCUGGAUGACUACUACAACCUGACCUGCGAGGAGCCGGCCGUCCUGCAGGACUACCUGCUGAUGGACGUGGACACGGAGCUGUGCAUCGCCGAGACGGUCACCGUGCUCGUCAUCACCAUCACCGUGGUGAUCACUGUGCUGGCCGCCAUGCUGAUGGGCGAGAGGAAGAGGAAGAAGAAGAAGAGGGGGAAGCACUGGACGCAGCAGGGGGAGCAUUCAGAUGAGUCUGACUACUGAAGCCCACA